AUGCGUACGAGUAAUUGGGACAAGGAUCUUACCAUUGUUAAUGAAAACAUCAAUAUCCCCAGGAAGAGUAUGUCAGCAAUUGUUCUUCUAUUUACCAGUAGAGUGAGAACUGAUAGUGAAGAAUAUAUUUACCCAAAUAUUGAUAAAGUGAACCUGACCAUUGAAGGUGUGCCUAAUGCAGUUUUCUCACAGGGACUUCAUAAAAAUAGGUUCUUCGAAGAGGCAAAAAGAUUUUUCUGCCCUAUGUGUGAGAAAUCCAUGGCGGACGAAUUUAUGUCCAUCAGUAAGUUCUUCAGCAAUGGUUUUGCUCUAGUAAUCGAUCUUAGGUCAACACAAGAUGAUACCACUGGUGGAGGUAAGAAGAUUGUUAACACACAGUCGGGAGUACUCCUGGAAAUCAAAAAGAGAGCCACAACGGCUGACAUUCAAUGUAACAUUUUUAUUGUAUCAGAUGCUCUCCUUAACUUUGCCAAUAGAGAUCUAUCAAGUAUUCAAUACUAA
Molecule: messenger RNA, 501 nt
Organism: Paramuricea clavata
Lineage: Eukaryota; Metazoa; Cnidaria; Anthozoa; Malacalcyonacea; Plexauridae
Source: the annotation of a GenBank genome assembly